UGAAAUGCUUGGAUUGGAUAAGUUUGCUGUGAGAGAAAAUCAAUUUUCUUGAUAAUCAAAGUGAAUGCAACGUUUAUUUUCCGUUAAUUAACGCAUUUUCAGUGUGUAAACUGAUCAAGUAGUGAUAAAUAGUGAAUUAAAAGUGUAAAUAUAAAAAUUGAUAGUGCAAGUUGUCAUGGCGGCCAAAGCAUCGACCAAUAGGAACGCUCGAUGCUUCGGUCGUUAGGUGUUCUUUUUCGCUUUGGGAUCGCGUCAUCCGAGAAAUUCGUAUGCUCCCAAUGAGAGAAUUGAUUUGUUAAUGAAGGUUGAAAGGAGUGAUUUUUUCGCUGAAUUAGUGUGAAAAGGCGCUCAGAAUGCGUUUUCCGUUGUUUGACACGUGACGUAGCCGAUUAGUAAAUGGCGAAAAGAUCGGGCAACGACCAUGAAUCGUUUUGCAAGUAAGUUUUGACAUUCGCAUUGUAUACAAGUUUGUUUUUGUAAUCUACCACGUGCAUUGUAACAACUGAUUGACAGUUUAUAAACAGAAUGUCAUCAAGAGGUCUAAAAAAGCGGGGUCGACCCCCUAAAGUCCAGGUCGCUGAGAGAACUAAGAAAUUUCAAUAUCACUUACUUAAAAAGCCAAAAUAUUUAUUAAAUUUAAAUAAAAGUGGUUUGGAUUCUCAAUCGAGUACACCAAAUGUAUCAAGAGGAUCUUCUCCUCAUGAGAGUGAAUCCAGUCGAAGAAGUAGCAAUCGAAUAAGGGGUAAGGAUGGACAUCGCGCUGGUAAAAGAGCUGGAUAUUCCGGAUCUGCAUACCAAAGAAGGGGAUACAAUACAUCGGGUGUUGAAUAUCACGAUUCUGAGUAUCAUUAUGGCUCAGAUUUUGGUGAUGAUUCUAGUGAUAACAACAAAAGUGAGAUUGAGGACGAGCUUGGAGGAGUUAGUGAGUCUGAUUCUGAAGAGUCAGUAGUUGGUGGUGGUGAAGCCAGUAGUGAUAGUGACUUUUCCUUAAGUAGUUAUAGUACAAUGAGUGGCACUCCAAGAAAAGAUUUAAAAUCUAUACAAAGGCCCCCAACACCAGAACCAUUAUGGUUGCAAAAUAAAGAUAUUCCCACAUUAAACCUUCCAAAAUCAUCAGAUGAUUUAAUAGUACCCAAAGAGAAAAUCAUGGAAGUACUUAGCAUAUAUGAGGUUCUUAGGCAUUUUAGAAAUCUUGUGAGAUUAUCGCCGUUUAGAAUAGAAGAUUUUUGUGCAGCCAUUAUGAGUGAAGAUCAGAGUAGUUUACUAGCAGAAAUCCAUAUAAUGCUGCUAAAAGCAUUACUGAGAGAAGAGGAUUCACAACAAACCCAUUUUGGUCCACUUGAUCAAAAAGAUAGUGUUAAUAUAUCCCUUUAUUUAAUUGAUUUUGUUACCUAUCCAGAAGUUUUAAGGUUGUAUGUGGAAAGCGACAAGAAUUUUGAUCAGAAAGUACUAAAUGUUUUACACACAACCGACUACCCUUUCUGUUCACUAGAAGAGAGGGUUACAGUUUUACAGUUUUUAACUGAUCAAUUUCUCACCACAAAUCCUGUCAGGGAGGAUUUAUUAAGUGAAGUCCCCAUGCACUAUGACGACCACUGCAGAGUGUGUCACAAACUCGGCGAUCUGCUGUGCUGUGAAACGUGCCCUGCGGUAUAUCAUUUGGAGUGCGUCGAUCCUCCGUUGGUGGACGUACCGGUGGAAGACUGGCAAUGCGGAAUCUGCCGAUCGCACAAGGUUUCCGGCGUGGUGGACUGCGUCCUGGACAUCGAGAAACAAGGACAACUGUCGAGACAGGAGCACAUCGGAUGCGAUCGCCAUGGAAGGAAGUACUAUUUUCUUUGCAGAAGGAUUUUUGUAGAAAACGAUGAGGGUGAAACCUGGUACUAUUCAACAACAACUCAACUGGAGGAACUCUUAAAACGCUUGGACGCAAACGACAUGGAGUCGGCUCUGUGCAGAGAAUUGCAAGACAUCAAAGACGAAUUGUCCCGGCAAAUGGAGCUUACCGAAAAACUGACAAAUCAGCUGAAAGGCAACAAGAAAACCUACAUAGACGCCGAGAAUACGGCCAUCCUGAAAUCCAUUAGAGAAAUGGAAGAGCAAGUCGAGGAAGAAAGGAAAGAGAGGAAUAGGCAGAAUGCCGAGGAUAUGGUGGCGAAAAUGCACGAAGAAUUCACGGAUAGUUUGUCGGGGGAUAGUACUUUAGUGGAGAAUACCGAAACAGUAACGACAACUACUGUGGAAACAAAAACCACUGCCAGCGAGAAUAGCGUUACAGAAACAGUAACUACCACUAGCAGUACUGUUACCAGUGUAACUAAAAGUUUUGAUGGUUCAAAUGAAGACGAUGUAGCAGCAAGAAACAAAAGUGGCGUUUUAACACCAAAAAUUAUCUCGAAGAUUAACGAAGACGAUGCGUCCAGAAUGACGCGACUCAAGUCCAACCAAAUAGCCAACGGUACGUACCUCUACAAACUGGGUAUGGAAAACUCCUUCAAGGCUUACGUUAAUCAAUUCACCACGAACGUAAUCGCAUUGAACAAGCCGCAGAGAAACGAGGAACGCGACAAGAAACGGCAUCUGUCCCAUAAAUUCUCUUUGACGCAAGCGUCGGAGUUUAAGUGGAUGGGCGCGUUGAGCGGCAGCAAAACUUUGCUCACCAACACGUUAAGACACACGAUUUUGCAGCUCGAGCAGGCGAUACCGUCGCCUUUUAUGCACACCAACUGGAAUUUGCUGCGGAAGCAUUGGUUGUCGAUUGUGGCAAGCUGUCAGCAGCCUGCCGAUUUCGCCAAAGUCCUCAUAGUGCUGCAGGCCUGCAUUAAACCCGUUGUUUUUGCGAAUGUGUGGCACGAGCAGUUGGGUUACUUGAAAUUGGCGAGGGUGACUGCCAAUGAACGCGAAGAAAGGAAGAAAAUCGAAAAGAGAGAAAAGAAAGAACGCGACGAGGAGGAGGAGAGGAAUCGUAUGAUUAUCACGGGCUAUGUUAAAUACACGAUGGGCUUUAAACAUCAACUGUGGAAGCAAAAGGGUGAAGAGUACAGAAUACACGGUAGAUGGGGCUGGCUGUGGAUUAGAACGCCGCGUAAUUUUAGACACGUUGAUUCUAGGAAGUUAGGGUUCAAAUCAAAUUUGCAAAAGAUUGUGGUACAAGUACAAGACGAAAACGGUAAAAAGAUUUUGGCUUUGGAACCUCAAAUGCACAAAUUCCUCACUAACAGCGAAAGCAGUAAGGAUGAAGAAUUACCUGAGGUUCUUAAAAACCUCAAAGUUUUACCCAAUCCCAAUGAUUUUGAAGAUUUAGACAUAAGCAAAGCUUUAACCACCCCUAACAGAAUACUUUACCCAAAAGUAGCAAAAAAAUCAAAACUGGACGGACUUUUGCAACGCCGCGUGCAGCUUAAAGUUCUAGAGGAGCGCAAAAUCGCGCAAUGCAAGGACGAAGCCAAAGAGGAAGAAACGGUAGACGUCGACGCGAUUGACGAAAACUCCAACGAAGGUCUUGACAAGCAACUAACCAACAUGCUGAGCGGCAAAGUCGUACUACCAAACAACAACUCGCAGACCACGACAACGACAGCAACGCACAAAGAAGCGCUGAACACGAUCGCAAAGAAAAUUCACUCGCUAAGGACUCAAUACACUUCAAUCUCAAAACUGGCGAAGGACUUUCAGUGCUAUUCAAAAGGUUGCAACUCGAGCUCAAGCACGAAUAUCGAGUCGAAUUGUUAUUCGCCUUUGUGCAUUCAAAGAAUCAAAGUAAGGAAGGAGUUGCUGACUCUUCUCAGGAAGGCCAAUCUUGCCACCAACGCCUCACCAGGACUAAAAUUGCCCACAAUUACCACAACGCCAGUAAAGAAUACAUCAAUUUUGGAACAAACUUUGAAAGCAGCCCCUCAACAACCAAUUGCAGCUGCACCCAUUCAACCCAAGAGAGAACUUACAAGCGCGGAAAUGUGCAAAGGGUUGGUUGAAGCUUUAAGUCAAGCCAAGUCCGACGACGAAGUCUACAUACCAAACAAGGGUACGCCGCCGAAAAUACGUCAAAACUACGUCAAAAUCGAGACGGUCAAAGAGGAAGUCAAAAGCGAUUCCGAGGAGAUAAUCGUGGAUUCGCCGGUUAAGAAGAAGAGAAAAUUUGAGGACCAAGAGGGAAGUUUGACGCCGGACGCGAUUAACGAAAUGAUAGUUGGCGCCAAUUCUAAACCGGAAAGCGUGACGGUCACCACAACAACCACGACCACCGUGACGAGCUCUCAAACCACCGUGGAUGGCGUGGUGAAGUCGAUGUCGGGUAGCGAAAACACAACCGAUUCUCUAACGAUAUCGACAAGCGUCAAUGGUACAGGUAAAACGAUACAAACAUUAAACGCUAAAUCGUCGGCUUAUAGUGCGCAGCAGAACCGUCGGUUCUGCGCAUUCAAAAUCGGUGUGAAACGCGAGGAGAAAACGGUUAAAACUGAAACCGCCGAAGACGGUACUGAAAGAGUGUAUUCCACAAUGGCGACGGAAGGAAAAAUAAUGCUUAAAAAGAUCCCAAAUAUCGAUCCUAAACGCAAGAAACGCCCCAUCGUUAAAUACCCGGCGUGUUCGACGUUCCAGACGAAAAACGGCGGUACCACAUUAUUAAUUCUGUCAAAACACGAAAUGCGUAAGCUCGCUAGAAACGCCGGUAGAAUACAGGCUGCAGGUUUCCACGCCUUAGCGAAACCCAACAACAGCGUAUGGCCGUACCCGUGCGCCAGACCUCUGUUCAAAACUUGCUGGGUCUACAGGACGGUCAAUCUAAAGUCGCUCUCGGCGGCAGCUUUGCAACUAAAAAUCCUCUGGGUGUGCCUGCGUUGGGACGAUAUGCAAGCCAAACCUCUAUCCACCGACGGAAAACAUCAAAUAACCACAGAAACGGAGAUUCUUUCGUUGGAGCUUCUCGAGCACCGACACGGCGGCCAGUUCAUGGAAAAGACUCAGUACCUUAGAAGAAAAGUAGUUAUACCUCUGGAACUGCCGAAAACCGUCAGGGAAGUCACUUCGAUUCGAAGCGGUUUGAGGAAAAGAAAACGGCCAGAAUCGCCGCAAUCUAUGGAUCCCCAGGUUAGCGAAGAAUGGGUCGAUGAGGAUAAGCUGGAGCUAUGGGAAAUCAAGCAGUAUGGCGAAAAGAUUGAAAGGGCUAAUGCACAAGUUAUAACUAGGAGCAGGACGGGCAACCUGCCGCCGGCCCGGCCGGCGAUCGAAGUCCCCGACGCCAACAAGAUCACCCUCGGCGGCAAGGCGACCGCCGAGGAGAUCAAGGAGAAGAUGGAGCAGCAGCUGCGAUUGCAGCGGGCCGCGCACCAGCAGAAGCGCGCAAUGGAGAUCAAGAACGCGCGCGGACAGGUCAUCGAGAUGGUCGGCAGCACUGCGCAAGCUACAACAUCUACUACCACAAAACCAACAACAACUAAUACUCCAAUUCAACCAAAAGUAACUACUACAACUGACGGCUUAAAAAUAAUCAAAAACGUCGUCGGUCCAAAUCAAUCGGUGAUCAGCGGCAAAAACACAUUGACUUCCUUACUGACGUCGAACAGUAACAAACUUGCUGGUAGAAGGAUACUAAUGACGAAGGCGCCCGACGGCACAACUCGCGUGAUAACCGGCGCUACCAACAUUAUACAGAAAAAUUUGCCGGGUAGUCAGCAGAGUCUUAUCAAGGUGCAAACCACUGGAGGACAGCAGAUACAAAUCCAGCAAGGAGCAGUUACAACACAAACUUCAACUCCAAACACGCCGAUCAAAGACACGCCGCAGCGCGUUCAAAUAAUGCGCACACCGGACGGGCGCAUCACCGUCAAAGGUCUCAUGCCCGGCCAACAGCUCGUGCAAUUUCCCGACGGCAAGCUGCAGGUGAUGACCACGCAACAAAUCCAACAAUCAGGUCUCACAACAAAAGCGGCGCCCGUCGCCUCGCUAAACAACUCAUUACCACCCAACCCAACAUCGACAGUCACCACCACCCCAUCGUCAACACCAAUGAAAACCAUCACGAUCAAACAGACGGUCACACCAGGUGGCAAAAGUAUUAUUCAGCAGCCCCAGCAGCAAAUAAUCAAGCAGCAAAUCGUCCAGCAGCAGCAGAGUCCCGUUAAAGGUCAGCAAGUUAUUAAACAGGCUACUGGGCAAGUGGUCCAGAAGAUGACGCCCACUAGUAUUGUGGUUAGUGGUGGGCAGGUGGUCCAACAGCAAGUCGUGCUGAGCGGUAACCAGGUUAUUGCUUCUCCAGCCCAACAACAGGUGAUCACAAAUCAAAUCGUCGUGAACAGCCAAAGUUUGGCACAGCAAAUAGCAUCUGGCAAGGUGCAGGUGGCGACGAUAAACGGACAGCAAGUUCUGAUACGCCCGACAGGCAACAAUCAGGCGCAAGUGGUGGCGCAGCUCACGCAAGCGGUGCAACAGCAACCCGUCGUUGCGCAGCAGCAGCAGCAGCAAACCGUGCAAUCGCCCGUCGUCAAGGCGCAGUCGAAACCCGAGGGGGGUGCGUUGCAGCAGGCGUUGGCGGCGCCGGCCAAAACCGCGCAACCCUCCGCCGCCUCCGAUCCCAAUCAGAUAGAUCCGGCAACCAUGGAACAGCUGCUCAUCGGUCAGCCGGCCGGCACUGUUAUUAAGUGCGUUACUGCGCAGGUCAUUCAGACGCAGCAGGGCCCGAGGAUCGUGCUGCAGGGACUUCAGGGUGCCGAUUUCACGCAGCAACAGUUGGCCGCCGUGCAACAGCAAGUCAAACAGCAACUACUUAAAGCCCAAGCAUCGACCGGUAAGCAGGGAGUGCUAGGCCCCACCAAGAUCUACCUGGCCGUGCAACCGAACAGCGGCGAAGGCGGCACCGUCGAUCUGACUUUGAACUCGAACCCGCCCCCGCUCGCUCCCGUUCAACAGACGACCACCAAGGUGGUCGCGACGCCCAGCCCCGUCAAGCCGCAGCAGCAGCAGCAGCCUCAACCGACGAUACAGCAGUCGGGGCAGGUGGUGAGUUCGAGCGGUCGUCAGGUGGUGGUGAACGGCCAGCAGAGCCAGACGUCGGCCCUCCUGCAGGCCAUGAAAGUCAACAUGGACACCAGCCAGGGCGUUCAGACCGCGACGGCGGUGCAAACGUCGCAAUCCGCGCAGGCGCAGCAACAGCAGUCGGCCGGCGGCGCUGCGGACCAGAACAAACAGUUCGUUGUCACGCCGGACUAUAUCCAGCAAACAAUCAAAACGGCGCUAAAACAAGAGAACUUGAAUCCGGAGAUUGAAGAGAAACUGCUGAACCUGCAGCGAUACCAAGAGCGGCAGAUGAAGCAGGAACCCGAGCCGACACCGGCGCCGAAAAUUAUAAUUGGCGGUGGUGCCUCGAUUAUAAGCGGCGCGCGCCUCGGCGCCGUGCGCAAACGAGCGCCCAACGAUGACUCCGAUUGGGUGAUGGAGACGCCGAAAAGGAGCCGACCUAGCAGAAGCGGCGAAAUCCGAAAACCCCCCAUUGAGAUGGAAGUCCAUCAUGAACAAAUAAAAGAAAAACUGAUACCAAGUAGGCCGAAAAUCGUGAUUCGUAAAGAACCGGAACAAGACAAAAAGGUGACGAUAAAAGCAAAAAUAAUGGUCAGCUUGUACAGGCAAAAGGAGAUUUUAAAAAAGGAUAUUCUCAAAAAGCGGGCUUUAUUGGAAAGAGAAUUACAGUCUGAAAUACAGAGAGAAGUUGCGGAAGAGCUGGCGGCACGCACAAAGUUGGAGCGCAGCAAGCAAGACGAAGUGCGCACCGGCAGCGGCCGUCGAAAAUCUGCCGCGACGGCGGCCACGACCGUUGCGACGCAGGCCGCCAAAACGGCGCAGCGUCACAAGCCGAUGCGAAAGGGCGUGGGGGCGUCGCCGCCCUCUGCGCAACCUCCGACUCCCGGACGCGGCAACCUGAAAAAAGAGAAACUCUACUGCAUCUGUCGGACGCCCUACGACGAGACGAAGUUCUACGUCGGCUGCGAUCUGUGCAACAAUUGGUUCCACGGCGACUGCGUCAGCAUCACGGAGGAGAGCAGCAAAUCCUUGACGGAGUUCGUUUGCAACGAGUGUCGCACGGCGAGAGACACGCACAAGUUGUAUUGCCUUUGCCAGCAGCCAUAUGAUGACUCGCAAUUUUACAUUUGUUGCGACCGAUGUCAAGACUGGUUCCAUGGCCGAUGCGUCGGCAUUUUGCAAUCGGAAGCGGACAACAUUGACGAGUACAUUUGUCCCAGGUGUCAGCGUAACAAUUCAGUGAAUUUCGCCAACAUGAAGGAUCUAGCUCAAAAGGACUUUGAAGGGCUUAAAAAGCUCAUAAAACAAUUACAGGCUCAUAAGAGUGCUUGGCCUUUUAUGGAACCUGUAGAUCCCACAGAGGCGCCAGACUACUACAAAGUUAUUAAAGAACCAAUGGACUUGCAAAUGGUAGAAAACAAGAUAAAUGAGCAGUCUUAUACAAAACUAAGCGAAUUCAUCGGAGACAUGACGAAAAUAUUCGACAACUGUCGAUACUACAAUCCGAAAGAGUCGCCAUUCUUCAAAUGUGCUGAAUCGCUAGAGGCUUACUUCGUGAACAAGAUAAAGUGUUUACGAGACAAGCUGUUUGAAACUAAUAAGUGAGCAUAGCUAAAUGGAAGCUUUUAAGGAACAUAUAUUUUAAUAGGUUUUUAAGUUUUCACCGGGCUGAAAGCAGAUCUAAAACGAUCUCAACUUAUCAAAUAAUGGACAGUGUAAAGAUCUGUUUGAAGUCCAACCCCCCCCCUUGUACAUAUUUCUAACCAGUUGUGUAUAAUCUGUAUGAAUAUCAUUUUUCUUUUUUUUGAUAUAAAUAGUGUGACCAAUUCAGUUAUUUAUUGCUCCAGUAAUCUAAUAUUUAAAAUUGCAGACAUUUAUUGUAUAAUUUUCGUUAUAUUAAUAAAAUGGUUUUAAGUUUUUCAUGAUUUUCUGAUAAACAAAAAAAGUGUAGUAAUUUAUAUUAAUGUAAAAGCUAUAUUCAGUCUUAGGUAGUGCCAUUGUAGAUAUUCAUAGAUAUUGAUUAUAAUUUAACAGAGAAGAGUUUUCUUUUUUGUUUGCACAUACUUAAAUUUUUUAUAUUUCGUCGGUAGACAAUCUAUCGACAGUUUUAACUGGAA
Messenger RNA from Brassicogethes aeneus, 9134 nucleotides. The record is from the annotation of a GenBank genome assembly. NCBI's taxonomy places the organism in Eukaryota, Metazoa, Arthropoda, Insecta, Coleoptera, Nitidulidae.